UGAGCCUUCUUCAGAAUGGUCUGGGGCUGCUUUUGGACAAACUUGGGUACGUCACCCCAGCCAACACCGGUGACGUCCCUAGCGUCCGGCCACUGCUCGCUAGUUGGCGGCGGUAGACACACCGCGCCGACCGUGUGAUUGAACUCCACCGUAUCGGUCAGAAUGACGAUGGCGAUGUCGUUGAUCUUGCUCGUCGCCCUGUACUGGGGGUGGAUGUGCACUGUCUGGGCAUCGCUGUCCACGUGCGGUAUCGGUUCGCGGGACGUGCUCAUGUCCCACUCACCCAGCCGGACCACCAGCUGGGCAGGGUUGUUGCGGUACUUGUAAAGACAGGUGCUCGUCGUGAGGACCGCCGCUCCAUCAAGCAAUGCUCCACCGCACAGAUACUGGAGCGAGGAUCCGUUCACUCGGCGAAAGAUGGCCACCACCCACGGAUACUCGCCGUACUCGGUCUCACUAAAUUCAUCGUUCUGGAUUCGAAAUACAACACCCCGUGGAUUCCGCUGCCCACAAUCCUGCGGGACGUACGGUGGCACUAUCACACCGGGACGGUUCCCUUUUUCACGGUCACUUCCACCCGUGGGGGGCAGCGGCUCCUGCGUCAGAGGGACCGUCGUCGUUUCCGGCUCAUCGUCAUCCGGUUCACUGCAGCACUUCAUGAGGUAAUCAUUGCAGUCAUCGAAGAAUCGCACAUCGAUGAUGUUUUCACCGUAAGCACCGAGGACUCCUUUGAUGCACUGAUACUGAUAGACGCAGAUGCCUGGCUUGGAGUCACUCGUGGUGCAGUUCUGUCAAAGAGAACCGUUUGAUUAGGCCAACCGGCACCCCGUGUGGUGUAGUUUCGAACUCACCUGGUAGUCCUCCGCAGCUAGGGCAAAGGUGCACAGCAUGAAGACCGCGCAGAAAACGUAGCAACCCAGCCUUUGCUGCCGCCAUUUCUCCAUUCUUGCCGAGCCGCAGCACUUCCUUCUCACAAGACGUGCCUGUAACGAAUGGUUUAACCACUACUGACUGCACGCUGGAUGAAUCUAGAAGGCAACGCAGUGAUAAGUGUUUCAGACACUCGUUCGGUCUUCUCGGUGGUCACCAGAGCCUGAUGGAGCGAACAACAACGGAAGGAAAAUUUCGACGAAUAUUGUACGGUUUUACUACCGCCGAGUACUUUUUCGUGUCCGCGAGCUUGGAUGCAAAGCAGCGGCUAAGGAGGCCACGAUUACCGCUUAUCACACUCUACGAAAACGUCAACGGCUACACAGCAGGCACCGCGCCAGUGACACCACGCAAAACAUAGUUCCUACAACGCAACGGACCCCAAUGAACGAGCGGAAGGAAGUUCGCCCCAGGCGCUGGUUAGCGGUGCUGCUCCUGUCCAUCGUCUUCGCUGGAGUUGUGCUAGCGAACGAGGACAUCCUGGCCGGGUUCACGAGGUGUAACAGCAACGCUGGGAUUUGUAUGACAAUCGAACAGUGCCCAAACGGCCAGGCAAACGUCGAUGGAGAAGAUAUUCUGGUGCCGCGACUAAGCGGCGAUGACUUCGAUGAGUGCAACCAAUACGGAAGGGUUUGCUGUCCCAUUCCGACCGACUCCGUCACAGAGACGCCGGUGUGCGGGGACGAAGAUUGGAGCCAACAGUGCGGCGAAAAGGCUGACGUGGAAGAAAGUAUGGGCCUGGUGGAGACCAACCGUUGGGAGUUCCCGUGGAGUGUGGCCGUAUUCAGUAUCAUCGAGAUCGGUAACAGACGCAUGAAUCAGUUCCUUUGCGGUGGCUCAGUGAUCGAAGAUGGUAUCGUUGUGACAACGGCCAAGUGUGUGCGCAAUGAGAAAAACUCCACGUUAAGGGUGCAGUUCGGAAAGUGGGAUUUGACCGAUAGGACAGAGCAGUGCGUCCAGGAACUAAGCGUGGAAGAAAUAGUCUUUCACCCGAAGUACGUACCUUCCAGCCGGCAGCACAAUAUCGCUCUGCUUUUCUUGGACGACAACGCGCGGCUGGGUCGGUGGGUGAAUCGGGUUUGCUUGCCCGAGCCACAGCAAAACGUGGGCAGCACCGAAACGUGCUACAUUGUCGGCUGGAAUGCUAUUCCCAAACCGUCAAACCCGCUCUUCAAGCUCCGGGUGGAAUUCCAGAGCCGCCAGGUCUGCGAGUCGUCCAUCAGGCGGUACGCAUCGCUCAGUCAUUUCAAUCUGCUGGAGGAGAACACCUGUACCGCUUAUUUGGACGAAAUGGAGAAGCAUCCGUGCGCGCGGGCGGAAGGAUCGGGGCUGAUAUGUGAGUCGCCCGAUCGGAGCGGCCAGUUCUUCUUGGUAGGGAUCGCUUCGUAUGCCCUGCGUGUAUGUCAAAACGUAACCGAAAUAAACGUGUUUGUGAGCGUCAAGCACUACAAACGGUGGAUCGACAAGCACAUGAAAGAGCACUCGCGUCACCCUUCCUUCUACCAUCCGGAUCCGGUGGUGAGGCACUAAGGUGAUAAUUGAACGAAGCAACGGACUUGCGGACUAAAUACAAAAAAAAAACAACUUAACA
This is a messenger RNA of Anopheles bellator, 2521 nucleotides long. Its product is annotated as inactive CLIP domain-containing serine protease A30-like. The coding region runs from base 1315 to 2460 and encodes 381 amino acids. The record is from RefSeq and is a predicted model, not a curated record. Gene Ontology annotation, molecular function: serine-type endopeptidase activity. NCBI's taxonomy places the organism in Eukaryota, Metazoa, Arthropoda, Insecta, Diptera, Culicidae. Gene Ontology annotation, biological process: proteolysis. The transcript is spliced from 3 exons.